GCACACCGUCUUCAUCGAAUCAGUCUUGUGCCUUGAAUGGCUAUUACACACAGUGGAUUUCCUGUCUAUUUAGAUCACAUUGCAAUUUACUCACAACUUAUGGCUUGUUCUCGGCGUGACUUUCGCACAGGCGUCAGGCAGGGCACAGAGAACCUUGGGUAGCUCUCCAAGUUCCAGAUGGCUCAGCAGGAACUAAACUGGCUCAAAGGAGAGCUGCAGCGUGUGGAGCAGGACAUCAAGAACCGGGAGGAGGAAUACAAGGCAGCCACGACGGAGCGGGAUAUCGCCAUCAUACAAAAGGGGAUAGAUCGGCUGGUCCAGGAGAAGCGCGACGUGAGGCAGCAACUGAGCACCCUGCAGGCCCAGCUGGCCAGUCCAGCAGAUCAUGGACGGUCGGAACUGCCGCCUCACCCGCCUGAUGGGCCAGCGCGGCAGAAUCUGGACAGCUUGGCGCCGCACCUGACGGCUGAUGAUGCUGCGCCGGAGUCAGUAUUCCGCCUAACAGGGCGAGUGGGAGACGCCUUGGCGUACAACCUGUUCCUGGACCCCAAGAAGGCCAUCCAGCACCGCAUCUCCGGCUGGGCGGACAGCUGUGCUGUCCUGUUCUCAAUGGGCCAACCUGCAGCCUUCAAGCCUUUCUUUGUGAAUGGUCUAACAAAAGUGAGUAUCCAGAAAAGCUCAUUGAGUAAGGCUGCAUAGCCUGUGUUUCUGGCUAGUAUGUACCCUUUCCAGUGUAGAGAAGACACACGGCUCUGCCCUUGAUGCUUGCCAGGCGGCUGUGACAAAGAAUGCGGGAAACUGGGCAACUGUGGCUGUGCUUAUGUUUGAAAGAUCUGGUCAACGGUGCGGAAAUGACCCAUAUUGAUGCACCCAAGUUUCCAGCUGGAUGUGCUGAUGCUGUGUGGGAAGACCUCGAUCUCUGUUGUAGGGUCCUCUCACUCUUGCCUUUGCAAGUGCACUGUCUGCGUCAGAAUCCCAUAGUCUCAGUACGUAAGCCUGGUGUUUGGGGGUUUGAACGGGAUGCCAUGGUCUGCCAUUGUCUGCCUAAAAUCUUGGCUCUUGGGCUGGGAAUUCCCAGGACUGACCGACACUGGCUCAUUUAAGGAUGGGAAGAUCUGAUGAUUGAGUUCCUUGAACUGCAAUGCGUUGGGUUUUAACUUGGGUGCUGAAUCUGGAAUGAUUAUGACCAUCAGAGUUAGGCAUCUUAUUUUGGCUGGGAGCAAUGUAAAUCAAUCUAAUUU
This is a messenger RNA of Coccomyxa subellipsoidea C-169, 1241 nucleotides long. RefSeq lists its product as hypothetical. The coding region runs from base 178 to 699 and encodes 173 amino acids. The transcript has 4 exons. The record is from RefSeq and is a predicted model, not a curated record. Lineage: Eukaryota; Viridiplantae; Chlorophyta; Trebouxiophyceae; Coccomyxaceae.